UGGUAGGACUCCCUCGCGGGCUGCGUGGGGCUCACCGAGCCCAGGAACGCAGGUUUGCGGGGCAGGAACGCACAGUCCCGGGGCCGGGGCCGCCGCGUGCCGAGAUGGCGGCGAGAUGGAGCAGCGAGAACGUGGUGGUGGAAUUCCGCGACUCCCAGGCGACCGCAAUGUCCGUGGACUGUCUGGGGCAGCAUGCUGUGCUCUCCGGCCGCCGAUUCUUAUACAUCGUUAAUCUAGAUGCCCCUUUCGAAGGUCACCGAAAGAUCUCUCGCCAGAGCAAGUGGGACAUUGGAGCUGUGCAGUGGAAUCCUCACGACAGCUUCGCACACUAUUUUGCAGCUUCGAGUAACCAACGGGUCGACCUUUAUAAGUGGAAAGAUGGCAGUGGGGAAGUUGGCACAACCUUACAAGGCCACACUCGUGUAAUCAGCGACUUGGACUGGGCAGUGUUUGAGCCAGAUUUCCUGGUUACCAGCUCUGUGGACACGUACAUCUACAUUUGGGAUAUCAAGGACACAAGGAAGCCUACCGUUGCGCUGUCUGCUGUAGCGGGUGCCUCACAGGUCAAGUGGAAUAAAAAAAAUGCUAAUUGCCUCGCCACCAGUCAUGAUGGGGAUGUGCGGAUAUGGGACAAGCGGAAACCCAGCACCGCUGUGGAGUACCUCGCAGCCCACCUCUCCAAAAUCCAUGGCCUGGACUGGCACCCAGACAUCGAGCACAUUCUUGCUACCUCUAGCCAAGACAACUCGGUCAAGUUCUGGGAUUACCGCCAGCCUCGGAAAUACCUCAGUAUUCUCCCUUGCCAGGUGCCUGUCUGGAAGGCCAGGUACACGCCUUUCAGCAAUGGGUUGGUGACUGUGAUGGUUCCCCAGCUGCGGAGGGAAAACAGUCUUCUCUUGUGGAACGUCUUUGACUUGAACACCCCAGUGCACACCUUUGUGGGUCACGAUGACGUAGUGCUGGAGUUCCAGUGGAGAAAACAGAAGGAGGGGUCCAAGGACUACCAGCUGGUCACGUGGUCACGGGAUCAGACCUUGAGAAUGUGGCGGGUGGAUUCCCAGAUGCAGAGGCUUUGUGCAAAUGACAUAUUAGAUGGUGUUGACGAGUUCAUUGAGAGCAUUUCUCUUCUGCCGGAACCAGAGAAGACCCUUCACACUCAGGAUGCGGAUCACCAGCACAACUCAGGCCAUGGGGAGGAGGAAGUCUUAAAGGAAGACCCCCUGAGCAGUAUCCUGGAGGAGAAGAAGUCAGAUCAGCUGGGACUGCCUCAGACUCUGCAGCAGGAGUUCUCCCUGAUCAAUGUGCAGAUCCGGAAUGUCAACGUGGAGAUGGACGCGGCAGACAGGAGCUGCACGGUAUCCGUGCACUGCAGUGGCCACCGUGUCAAGAUGCUGGUCAAGUUCCCCGCGCAGUACCCCAACAAUGCCGCCCCUUCCUUCCAGUUUAUCAACCCCACCACCAUCACGUCCACAAUGAAAGCCAAGCUGCUGAAGAUCCUGAAAGACACUUCGCUGCAAAAAGUGAAGCGCAACCAGAGUUGUUUGGAGCCCUGCCUGCGCCAGCUCGUCUCCUGCCUUGAGUCUUUUGUGAACCAAGAAGACAGCACUUCCAGCAACCCCUUUGCGCUCCCAAACUCCGUCACUCCACCCUUACCAACGUUUGCCCGGGUGACCACUGCCUAUGGGUCAUACCAGGAUGCCAACAUUCCCUUCCCUAGGACCUCGGGGGCCAGGUUCUGUGGAGCAGGGUAUCUGGUGUAUUUCACACGGCCUAUGAUGAUGCAUCGAGCAGUGUCUCCGACAGAACCGACUCCGAGGUCUCUGUCAGCCUUGUCUGCUUACCAUACUGGCUUGAUAGCACCAAUGAAGAUCCGCACAGAGGCCCCUGGGAAUCUUCGUUUGUACAGCGGGAGCCCCACUCGCAGUGAGAAAGAGCAGGUCUCCAUCAGCUCCUUCUAUUACAAGGAGCGGAUGUCUCCUCGCUCUGCCCGGCGACGUUGGUCCAUACAAGCAAUUAACGACUUCCCGAAAUCCAGGAGAUGGAAAAGCAAACGUGAGGGAUCGGACUCCGGCAAUCGACCCAUCAAGGCUGCUGGGAAGGUUAUCAUCCAGGACACCGCAUGCCUUCUUCCUGUUCACAAGUCACUGGGAGAACUGUACAUAUUGAAUGUGAAUGAUAUUCAAGAAACAUGUCAGAAGAAUGCCACUUCCGCCUUGCUCGUGGGAAGAAAGGAUCUCGUCCAGGUUUGGUCGCUGGCUACAGUUGCUACAGAUCUUUGCCUUGGACCAAAGUCUGACCCAGAUUUGGAAACGCCCUGGGCUCGACAUCCAUUCGGGCGACAGCUGCUGGAGUCCUUGUUGGCUCAUUACUGCCGACUCCGGGACGUCCAGACACUGGCCAUGCUGUGCAGCGUGUUUGAAGCCCAGUCUCGGCCCCAGGGAAUACCAAACCCCUUCGGACCCUUUCCCACCCGGCCCUCUAACCUCGUGGUGUCCCACAGCCGAUAUCCUAGCUUUACUUCCUCGGGCUCCUGCUCAAGCAUGUCAGACCCAGGGCUCAACACUGGUGGCUGGAACAUAGCGGGAAGGGAGGUAGAACAUGUGUCUUCACCUUGGGGAGAGUCUUCUCCAGAAGAAAUCCGCUUUGGGAGUCUUACCUACAGUGAUCCUCGUGAGCGAGAACGUGACCAGCAUGAUAAAAAUAAAAGGCUUCUGGACCCUGCCAAUACGCAGCAAUUUGAUGACUUUAAGAAAUGCUAUGGAGAAAUCCUCUAUCGCUGGGGGCUGAGAGAGAAACGAGCUGAGGUGCUGAAGUUUGUCUCCUGUCCUCCUGAUCCUCACAAAGGGAUCGAGUUUGGCGUGUACUGCAGCCACUGUCGGAGUGAGGUCCGUGGCACGCAGUGUGCCAUCUGCAAAGGCUUCACAUUCCAGUGUGCCAUCUGCCACGUGGCCGUGCGUGGGUCGUCCAAUUUCUGCCUGACCUGCGGUCAUGGGGGCCACACCAGCCACAUGAUGGAGUGGUUUCGGACCCAGGAGGUGUGUCCCACCGGGUGUGGAUGCCACUGUCUGCUUGAAAGCACAUUCUGAACUACAGACCUUGGGAGUUGUCACAAAUCCCAGAGGACCCCCUAAAUGCCGGACGACAAGUUCUCUACCAGGAGAGAGGCUCCCGAGCCCAUUCCCAACUAUACUGGGAUGUGUUCCCCUCAGAGACUGCCGCACAUCAGCUGUUCACGGGCUUUUGCUUCCUUCCAUGUGGCUGUUGAUGGCAGGGAUGUCACUGGGCAGCAGAGCAGAUGUGCAGAGCCUCAUAGCCGGGUGGGAAAUUUUCUUGAAGGAAAGCACCUGGCUCCAGAGCCAUGUUUACCUUUAAGGUGUUAACCUUAAAGCACUGAACAGCAUCCUUUCUGAUGCCAUUUCAGACCAAGAUGGGAUGCAGAGGACGGUCUCCUGAGCCAAAGGACGAUGGACAUUAACUUAGUUGACAGUGGGCCUGUGAUAUAAACUGGUACAUUUAAUGGACUGAUGGAUAGUGGCCUUUUAAAAAUGAUACUUAAAUUAUAAAUUUAUGAUGUACCUAAGGAGUCUAAAGAUGUCUCUUUUGUUUGUUAUUUCUCUUUAAGCUGCUCUUCCUUGGCUAAUAAAAUUCAGGUUAUUGUUUGGGGGAAAAACAAAGAAGAUUGAACAAUGUUUUAGUGAAAUUGUUUCUACCCUGCUUCUAAUUCUAAGUCAACUCUUUUGGAUAGGACCAAAGUCAGUGCUCAGAUUUUCAAAGGAAAUGCUGAUUUACUCUUGUCUUCUAAUAGAAAAUAAAAUUUGACAUUGAAAUCUC
This is a messenger RNA of Hyaena hyaena (striped hyena), 3831 nucleotides long. It is a transcript of the gene WDR59, whose product is annotated as WD repeat domain 59. The coding region runs from base 105 to 3086 and encodes 993 amino acids. The record is from RefSeq and is a predicted model, not a curated record. NCBI's taxonomy places the organism in Eukaryota, Metazoa, Chordata, Mammalia, Carnivora, Hyaenidae. Gene Ontology annotation, molecular function: protein binding. The transcript is spliced from 27 exons.